Penicillium bovifimosum is the source of this 867-nucleotide messenger RNA. RefSeq lists its product as uncharacterized. Bases 1 to 867 code for a protein of 288 amino acids. Gene Ontology annotation, molecular function: oxidoreductase activity, acting on NAD(P)H, oxygen as acceptor. The transcript has 6 exons. The record is from RefSeq and is a predicted model, not a curated record. NCBI's taxonomy places the organism in Eukaryota, Fungi, Ascomycota, Eurotiomycetes, Eurotiales, Aspergillaceae. Gene Ontology annotation, cellular component: intracellular anatomical structure.
AUGGAUCCAAAGUCUCCGUCCAGUGAAGCUCUCGCACUCCUCUGGGCUUAUGAGCUUAACCGGCAGAACAUGCAGUUGUUCAAGGGACUCAAGAAGAUGAACCGACGUGUCGAUGCAUCUCAGAAAGCUAAACCAGCCAACUAUGCCGGCCAUUCACGCCAAAGUGGUCGCCGGGCCAACAACAUGGUUCUUGCGCAGCCCCAAAACCAGCAUGUUAUGAAGGCGUUUGACCUGACAGGCAAGAUCGCAGCGGUGACUGGAGGAGCCCGUGGAAUCGGCCUUGAGAUAUCGAAAGCAUUGGCCGAAGCGGGUGCAAAUGUUGCCCUGAUCUACAAUACCUCCACCAACGCCGAUACCAUUGCAGCUGAGAUUGCGUCCACUAACAACGUCCGCUCAGCAGCGUACCAAGCCAACGUAGGUAUCCAGACUGAGAUAGGAGCGACUGUGCAACGGAUCGCAAAGGACUUUGGCGGUCUCGAUAUCAUGGUCGUUAACUCAAGCAUUGUCUCCAAUAUUGCCGCUGAAGACUACACGGCCGAUCAAUGGAGUCGGAUUUUCAAGGAAAAAGGUCGUGGGAAUGUGAUAUUCACGGCCUCGGUCAGUGCGACUCUGGUCAAUGUGCCCCAGAAACAAGCAGCGUACAAUGCGUCCAAGGCAGGAUUUGUUCAGUUAGCCAAGUGCUUGUCUGUCGAGUGGAUUGACUACUGCCGAGUCAACUGCAUCUCGCCUGGAUUCAUUGCCACCGACAUUCUUGAUAUCCACCCAGAGCAAUGGCGUGAGAAGUGGUUGGAUAUGAUACCUGCUAAGCGAAUGGCUGAAUGCUAUGAGUUGAAAGGGGUAAGUUCUAACGAAAAGGAUUUCUCCUGA